ACCUUACCAACUCAUUUCAACUGAAAGUGAUGGCCGAUACAGUUUUCAUAAGAUGUAAUGUAAUGAUUUAGGUCGAUCGUUAAUCAGUCGUMACUGAUCGAAUUCUAGUCGGAGGGCGCUAAUGUUCCUCUCUCUCCGAUGCAAAACAAAACCAAAACAAAAAAAGAAGAUAAAUAAAUAGUCACCAUGAAAUAUCCUUUAUCACUGGUCUUAAGAGGAAGCGAAAAAUGAAAUGCAGACCAGACAAACUACAUUGUUUGAUUUCGUAAAAUGAUCGGUUGUUCGGGAGCCUCUCAUCGGUCGGUCGGUCCACAUGGUCCACACGGCACACAUCGAACUCGCUUCGCUUAGCCACCAUCUUUUGUUAACUGAAAUAACUUCAACUGUUUGGUUGAUUGAGAUUCGUUAACAGCUGAGUUUCGUUGCCAAAAUGCCUAAUGUGAACAUAAAGAAAGAAAAGGAGGAUAACUCUUACAGUGAUGAUCGAACUGAGACAUCAAAUAAUCCAGUUCAAGCUCGAGUGGUGUCUCUGAAGUCAACUAAGGCUCCAGUCAAAGGUAAAUCUUCUUCAAACAACUUGAAGGCAAUAAAAGUAAAAACUUUGCAGGAGAUCAAAGAGGAGAAGAAGAAAGGUGWCCUUGUGAAGUCAAGUAGUGCUAACCAAACAGGGAAAAAUGCUCGGCCGGACAUUACUUUGAGGUCUUUGUCAGUCCCAGUGUCCUUGAUGUGUCUUCAUACUGAAUAUCCUGGCAAACGUACAUUUAGAGUUAGAUCUUUGCCAAACAAUGUUAAAAUCAAGAAAGAACCUGYAGAUGAAGCAGAAAAUAGCGAGCCUGCACAAUUGUUAAAUAGUGUUACUUUUUCUUCUGUAAAAGUUAAGCAAGAAAGUGAAGAUGAUUUGGAUUACAAUAGGGAAGCUAUAGUCAAUACUGUGUGUGAUGACAUGAAUGCCUUGUACAACAACAGAAAGGAGAAUUUGGCAUCAAUUGGUGAUGCUUCAAAUUCAGAUUUAACUUCUGAAGAAAGCAGUUUUGACGGCCAUAUAUAUGGUCCAAGUAUUGACUUUAGUGAUGUUCCAAGGGGGACCCCUCAGGAUGAGGACAGCAUGUCACUCUUUGCAGACGAAACCUUUGAAGAGGAAAGUGAACUGGACGAGCUGACAAGGAAAAGUGAGCACCUGAGAAAGCAAGCCCAAUCAGAAAAUUUUACAGAUCUUCGUGAAACUUUGGAACAAAAUCGUUCUUUACAAAGAAACACUUCACAYGAAGAUGAAUUUGAUAGACAAUGCAGAUUAGCACCAGAGCAAAUUUCAGUAAACAGACAUCACCAUAAAGGAAAGACAUAUGAAAACAAGAAUCGACGAAGGAAAAAAUUAGAAAAACAUGGGGACAGAGUACAGCAAGGAAAUAAAAGCAUGCAAGCGCUUGAUGAACUAGCAAGAGCACAGAUGUUGUUUAACGUYGUUAAGAAGUACACAGUCAAGCAAGGUGUAAUUCCUCAAAAAAAGACUCAGCCUGAUGCAAAUGUAAACGGUCAUUAUGAUAUCAGUAAUAAUAAUUUCAGACAACCUGUUCCCACAGUAACACCACAGGAAUUAAAAAGAAGACCUCCAGUGCCUGGAGGGAGAGGGUUCUUUGAAGAUCUACAUGUAACAAAAGAAGCAACUGUGAAUGGAAACUUAGAUGAUCUGCCUAUGUCUUGGAAUAAAAAAGAAGCUUUUAAAGAUAUAGACUUGACAGGGAGUGUUAUCAAUAACAAGACUAAYCGUAAUGAAGCAAAAAGUUAUAAUACUUUAAAAAGAAGAAGCACUGAAGAAGUUACUAGUAAUUGCAGUGAGUCAGAACCUAAAGUACCUAAAAGAACACAAAAUACAGGACAGGCUGAUAGUACACAACCAUAUCACCACAAAAGACCCAAACAACUUUACUGUAACACUCAGAUGCAGCUUGGAAAGUGUGACUUUGCUUUCUGCAAGUUUAAACAUUUGACAGAAAGUGAACUGAAGGAGUAUAAAACCACAGGGGAAAUGAAAGAUCAGAUUCCUCUUGAAAAAAACAGAAGUGAAAACAAGGUGGAGACCCCAAACUAUGAAAUUAAUACAGACCAUUCAAGUGAAGUUAGUGAAGAUGAUGAUGAACAAAUGUACAAAGGAYUAAUGGUAGCAGCAAACCAGGCAAUGGAUUGUAGGAAAUUAAGGGAAGCAUUCCAGAUUAUUCUCUAUCUGUAUGACACUGUUCCAAACAAUCACCAUUCCUUGAUUCCACUUGUGGAGAGACUACUUGUUCUUUGUGGUGAAGAGAAUGUAGAUUUGCAAGUUGCUGCUCAGGUGUCAGCUCAGGCAUUUGACUUGAUUCCUAAAGUUCGUGGUGACUACAACCGUCAUGACUUUACUAAUUUGAUACGCUGUCUCUGUCAAACAGGGCAGUACAUAAGGGCUUAUGAAGCUUUGGAUGAAAUGAAAGCUUUGAAUUUAAGUCCUACUCAUGAGGUUUUUCUGGACUUGAUCAAUUCAUCACAUAAACAUCCUUUAAGGGCAUUUGAGCUGUUAGAUGAAAUCAAAUCACUUGGCUUGUUUAGAUCAAGUAUCUGCAGUAACCUUAUUCUGUUGAGCUGCAAGGCAAAGGUGCCAUUAGUAGGAAGGACAUGGGCACUAUUCAAGGAUAUGAUGGAUAAAUCAGUAAAACCAUCCAAAGAGUCAUUUCUGGCACUUCUAGAUCUGUUAGCAGAUAAUUAUGAAGUUGACAAGCUGCUCCAAGCAUUGGUUUUGUAUGAUGAUAACACAGUCCAACCCUCUGAGAAGUGCAACAAACUUGUCAUUAAACAUUCAAAAGACAAUUCAGAUAUGGUGUCUCAGUGUGUUAAAAGUGUUUCAGAAAUGCAACAACCACAAUUGGAUGAUGAGACUUGGAAUGACCUUCUAUCUAAUUGCUAUUCCAAAACUUUCAAUCUUUCAAUGAAAGCCCAGCAGGUUCAAAACUUGAUGAAGAAGUUCAACAUACCUUUUUUAGCUCAGGGCUACAAUGGGUUGUUGUGUUCUCUUAGUGAAGCAAAUCUAACAAUGGCAGCUAUUGAUGUCAUCAAGGAUGUAAUCAAUGACAACAUUAGCUUGGCUGAGUGCAAGCAGGGAAUGACAGCAGCUGUGAAUGCUUUAAUGAGAAAUAAACAGUUAGAAGACUUGACCAACAUCAUCCUUUUACUGAUAGAUCAUGGCAUUAUGGUUGAGGAAAAACCUCUAUUAACAGUUCUUCAAGCUUUGGAAGCAAGUCAAGCAUAUGAAAAAAUGCAUCAAAUUUUUAAGAAGUGUGAAAAGGCAAGCUUAACGAUGACUGUAGCAUGCUUCAGAAAAAUUUAUUUAUCUCUGGAAAAGUGGGCUCAAAACCCAGCUGCCUCACUGGAUGUCUACACAACAAUGAAGCUAGCUUACCCUAUUAUACCAGACUCAUCUGAUUCAGAAAAAAGACAUGAAGGAAAUUCCAAAAGACCUAUAUGCAAGUACUUUUUUGCAAAUAGAUGUAAUUUUGGUUCCAAAUGUAGGUUUUCACAUCCUGCUCAUUCUUCAGAUGAAGAAAGCACUAGCAUACCAACAGAACAAAGCAACCCAUUUGUAUUGCGAGCCACUAUUCCAAAAGAGACAGUAUUGCCAGCCCCACCAUUACCACCACCACUACCACCCCCAUUUUCUCUCUCCAUGAACCCACUGAUUACAGUUGCAUCAUUUCCACCUGUUGUUGAACCAUGGAAAAUACCUACCUCUCAAGCUAAUCCUAAGGAGAAUUGUAUACCUAAUUCCUCAAGCCUUCCACAUAGUACAAGCCCGGAUUUAUCUUCUCUAAAACAAGAAAGAAAGCCUAGUAGUAGCCAAAUUAUAGAUGAUCUGAAGACAGAGGUUUACUUAUAUGAAGAUAGGAUAAAUGCUGCUAAAGAAGAACAAAACUUUGAAGAACUCGCGAGAAUAUAUGUUGAAAUGAAAAAUGACAAAAUCCCAGUUUGCAAUGAGAUGCUGAGAGUUUUCUAUUCAUCAUUCACAUCAUUUAGUAACAUUGGAGAGUCACUUUCAAGUUUUGUAGCUAUUAUCGAUAUUCAGCUAGAUAAUCCAGAUUGUGAUGAGGCUGAAAGUAGAGAGUCUCUUGAUAGUGAAGAUCAUAAGUUCAUUGGUGAGCUUGGAGUUGCAUUAAUGCAGUUAUGCAGAAGUCAACAACGACUAGAUGAAGGUUAUUUGGUGCUUCAUGUACUUCACCAGUACAGCAUCAACUAUUUCCAAUAUCCAGCUUCCUUUGUGCCAACUGAUAAGGUUCUCUCAUCUCCAAGUAUAGCACUACUAGCGGCAGAUAUGUGUCUUUGUUUGGAAAAAGAUCCUCAAUAUGAUGGUGCAAUAGAAGUUCUUAGGGGAUGUAAUUAUGCACUACCCCAGGAAGAAAGUUAUCUUUCCAUUGAAGAAACAGAGAAAAGACGUGACACAAUCCAUAAGAUCAUUGGUCAUUAUUUGAGUAUAAAAGAAUAUGACAUUGUUUAUGAAUUUCUUAAACAUGUUGGGGACAGUGAUGUAUUUGGGAUUCCCACUUUAAAGACAAUGUACAAURAGUUGCUCAAAGGGUACAUUGAUGAAAAGAAAGUUGAGGAUGCAAUUUCUGUAAUUGGUGAGAUGGAAUCUGAACUUAUUCCAAGAGAUACACAAGUACUAAGAUCUCUUGUAACGUGCUUGGGUAGUAUUGGACGUUUUAUGCAAGCAAAGGAAAUUUUUAGGAGCAGUUGUUUACAAGGUGCUUAUCCUCCAUUCCCUCAAGGAACUGAUCUUUGGCAUGCCACAGUAUGGGCUAGUUUUUCAAAGUUUGAGGUGCACUUCUAUUUAGAGCAACAUCUUCAACUCCUUAAUAAACAUGUUGAACAACAGAGAAUUGCAAGUCAAAUGCCAUAUGAUGAACAACACCUGAGGAAACUUAGRAUCACUAUUGCCAGUGAAGAAAACACGUCAGCUGCAAACUUAAAAAUUGUGAAGGAAGUUCAGGAGAGGGUGAUUGAAAUUCUAGGCAGUGAGUUUAACCCUCCUCUUAGUUGUGGAAUAUCCGAUGUAAUUGGGGAAGUAUUAGUGAACCCUCGCAGUUUAAAAAGAUGGUUUAUAGCAAACCCAACACCAGAAAGUCAGAGGUCACCAAGUAAUUCUGAUUCCAAUGAGAUACAUCAAAGAAAUGUGUCUGCCACAGCAGGAAAUAUUUCAGUAAGAGUUGAUAUGCAAAACGAGAAUUCUGUUGAACAUUUACAGAAAGAGAAAAUUAGGCACACCAUUUGUGGUCAGCUUACAAGGCACAUGCGGAAUGGAGUGAUUGUUAAUAAGGAGGAGUUCAAGCAAUAUGCUCACAUUAUUCUUGAGGAUUACUUCAAGCAGAACAUUAUUCCUGCUCAAUACAACAGGGAACAGCGAACAAGAGUCAUCAGAUUUGUAGAAAAGUAUUUUGAUAAAGGCACAAACCAUACUUAGUUAUAUUCGUUUUCAAUUUAGCUAGAAAUAAUCUUUGUAAAUGUUUAGAACUUCUUUCUUUGCAACUCACACACACAAACAAGCAAUGUUGUACACAGCAAGUGUAUGCAUGCUUUCUUUGUGCUUGUUGUAUGAUUACAUUAACUACAAUGACAAAGAAUUUUGUUUUCAUAAUAUUGAUGUCAAAGAUUAAUAACUCUUCAUUUUGAGAUGUGAACAAUAAAGAAUGAUACAGAACCCUCUAUUACACUUUUUAAUUGUCAUCUUGAUAUCCAUAACAACUGUUUUCAACAUUUUGAGGUAAAUAGGUGAGGAAAUUGCUAAUUUUAAAUAAAUGUCACUUUGAUGCAAAAUGUAAGCAUAAUAGACAUGAAUUCCCUUUAAAACAGACACAYGCCAAAAUGAAUCAUAUCAAAAUGUAAAAAAGCUGAAUAGGAUUGAUAUUGAACGAUUUUGACCCUGUUCAGAAUAGUGGMUUUGCUGCUUCUUGAAUAUGGGUUUAAUCUUUUUGUUUUUGAUUCCUCUGUUGUCAAACUGAAGAGGAAGGCAUUUUAUGAUCUUUCUUUGCCAAGAAAUCGUGAUGAAAGCUAUAGUUUAUAUUAUCGUUUAACUUAAUAAAGGAGACUAUUCCUCCAAUUUUUCUGAAAUGAUGCAAUAUUUUGUAAGAGCAUCCCAGGUAAUCCUUUUUAUAGUCAAGUGCUUUGUUGAGAAGAACUUUUCAGCAAAUAGGAUAUUUCAACAUUUUUUAACUCAAUAACAUUUGCUCUACUUUUGAGGUUGAUCUAAUGUUUGUCCUCAAAGUUGAUAAUAUCUUUAAAAAAAUUGAAUAAAUUCGUAAACUGAUAAUAAACUUUGUCURUAUUAUUUGCAUGUGAUUGCCAAGACUUAUGAAAUAAAAGUAUUUGUUCAUGUUAUUAAAUAUUUUGCUCCUUGAACACUCCUAUCUUUCCAAAAUACUGUUGCUACCACACAAACCCCAGAUAMCAUUGACACAUACCCUAUAUACCAUAUUUCAUUGACAUACUAUUCAUCUGUGUUUCUAUUAGACCUUUUGUAAAUAGGACUUAUGGAACUGCCUCUCUCAGGAGGAUACUGAAAUAUUGCUUCAUGCUUUUGUAACCUCGAAACUAGAUAGUUGUAAUCCCUAAUGAUUGGACAGCUGCAAUACUAAUUAUAUAAGGUGCACAUGCGCAAUGCCGCUGCACUCCUUGUUUCUUGAUCAAGCAAAUAUCAAAGAAUAAUAACCCUAACCCUCAAUGGCAGGAAAUUUGCAUGUGCAUGCGCUAAAACCGCUGGUACACGUCUGCAAAUUGCAGAUGCAAUUAUAAUUAUUUUGCGGUUUUGAUACUUUGGAGUACAGAAAGAAUUUGCAAGUGUUAAAUAGUAUUUGAGGUAUUAACUGUUGAGAACAUAGGUCCUCAUCAUCUAUUUAGUAUUGUAACUGAAAAUUUAGUACCAAACAAUAGGCAAUGACAAGGUUGAUGGUAUAUCGUGUAUAAAUUGAUCUAAAAGUCAAUGUUCMCCGCUUUUUAAAACAUAUAAAUAUGAGAUAUAUAUUCUCGAAGCGAUGAAGAAACCAUUUUGCAGCAAAGGCGUGCAUUUGUAUAAAAUAUUGGGGCAAAAAGAAAUACCGAAACGAUCGCAAUAAUAUUAACUUGAUAUACCUGACUUCAAUGAACAAGCAACUGAUGCAUGCGCAGAAGAACUCCAUCAUGCUAAAAAUCAUCCAAUAGCACAAAUCUUAACUGACUAGAAAAUGUGAAGACAAAUAAAAUGCCAAAAGCAUCAUUUUCCAUUUUACAAAAAAAUGUUGCCUGACGCGAGGAAAAUGCAGCACUGAAAAAAAA
Molecule: messenger RNA, 7323 nt
Organism: Exaiptasia diaphana
Lineage: Eukaryota; Metazoa; Cnidaria; Anthozoa; Actiniaria; Aiptasiidae
Exons: 24
Coding region: 431-5476 (1681 amino acids)
Molecular function (GO): metal ion binding; protein binding
Source: RefSeq, a predicted model, not a curated record